Trichobilharzia szidati is the source of this 3574-nucleotide messenger RNA. NCBI's taxonomy places the organism in Eukaryota, Metazoa, Platyhelminthes, Trematoda, Strigeidida, Schistosomatidae. The record is from the annotation of a GenBank genome assembly.
CUGUAAAGUCGGCGGGUUUUUAAUCUGGGUCGUUACGGGUCUGAAAAAAUGUACUUAUUACUGCUGUGAUUAUAAUUUAUCGUCAUUGUCUCCUAAGAAAUCCACAAGAUAAUGGCUAAUAGCCACUCAUUGUGCAGACGAAGACCUUAGUUUUCGGGUCAAUGAAUUGGCGUUAUAAGAAUUUCUGGCAAAUUCAUUCUUAUCAGUUUUAAUCAUUCAAAUAUGUUUAAUCAAACAGCUGUAGACUCAUCUUUGAGUGGAAUUUCUGUGUCGUCAACUGUCGAUCGACCCUUUAAUCCAUUCUCAAAUAGUCUGGAUACACAACCAGGUGCAUUACUUUCUGAACUACUGUCGGAUUGUACACCAUCUGGCGAUUGUCUUAUCUCAGGAAAUUUACAAGCCAAUGAUCAAGACAAUAUUUCAGUAUAUGGUGUUACAUCCUCCAUUAGUAACAAUAACAAUAUGAUUACUGGUGAUACUACAAACGGGAUUUAUAUACCAAUGAAUUCUAAUUCACAUGAUUGUUAUCAGAAGAGUUCUUCAGAGGAGUUGAAAUCCGGUUCUAUUUUCUCAGAUUGUUAUGAAUUAGUUGAAAAUAAUAAUAAUAACAACAGUGUCACUUCUACAAAUAUUAAUAAUACUGAUAAGCAUGAAUCGGAUAUUCAACAUUGUACAAAUUCCUUACCACAGAUUCAGUCUAGUAUUAAAUCCUCUUCAGCAUUAUCAGGAGUAUCGACAACUGGUAAAACUCUGCCAUCAGAGAUAAUAACAACACCUACAACCACAACAUCAUCAACAACAACAACACCAGCGCAUGUACCAGUCCCAACGACUACAACAAAUCAAGCUGCUAUAAUGGCAGCUGCUUUAGCUAAAGCAUCUGCUGAGAAAACAAUGAAUGGACCAUUCUCAUUAACUGAACGUAUUAUUAAUAGUAAUGCUAUCAAUAGUAAUAGUAAUAAUACAUCGGUUAAUAUAACAAUGACAAAUAAUAUUAAUAAAUCACGUAAAGGUUCAUUAACAAUGCCACAUAAUCAUCAAAUACAACAUCCAUCAUUAGAUAAUUAUACAGGGAAUAAUAAUAAUUCAAGUAAAUUAAUUGAUCGAAAAAAUUCGUCUAAUUCUGAAAAACAUUUUCUUGAUCCAACUGGUCCAAAUGAUGAAAGAAGUCCAAAUCGUCUUCAUUCAUCUGAAGAAUUUGAUAGCCUACUCGAUUCAAAUUCAUCUGUAUUAGAUUUCACCUUUUCAGAUGUACAAUAUUGGUGUAGUGUAUUCUAUUAUGAAUUGAAUACACGAGUUGGUGAUGCAUUUCAUGCUGGUCGGCCUACCUUAACAAUAGAUGGUUUCACUGAACCAUGUUAUCGUUCUGAUCGAUUCAGUUUAGGCAGUUUAAGUCAUGUUAAUCGACCAUUACAAGUUGAAAUGACAAGAAGACAUAUUGGUCGUGGAUUAAAACUGCAUCAUAUUGGUAGUGAAGUAUACCUUGAGUGUUUAAGUGAUGCUGCAGUAUUUGUUCAAUCACCAAGCUGUAAUCACUUUCAUAAUUGGCAUCUAGCAACUGUUGUUAAAGUUCCACCGAAGUGUAACUUGAAACUUUUUGAUAGUACAACAUUUGCUAGUCAAUUGGCUGAUUGUAUGUCAAGAAGUUAUGAAUCUGUAUUCGCAUUAACUCAUAUGUGUUCUAUCCGUAUUAGUUUUGUAAAAGGAUGGGGAGCUGAUUAUAGAAGACAAACAAUUACUAGUACACCAUGUUGGAUAGAAGUUCAUUUAAAUGGUCCUUUAAAAUGGCUUGAUCGUGUAUUACGACAAAUGGGUUCACCUACACUUCCGUGUACAUCAGUUAGCUAAUAAGUAAACAAUUAAAAAAAGCCUUUAUAUAAAAAUAAAUAAUAUUCACUUAUAUUAUUACUCAACACUGUGUAUCACCAGUCCCGCCACGACCACCACCAACAGCAACAGCAUCAACAACAAUAACGAUAACAAAACAAGCAAUAGAAUUUACAAAGAGCCAUAUAACAACUGAUCGCAUUCACCUAUUUCUUGUAUAUUAUUAUUAUUAUUAUUAUUGCUAUUGUUAUUAUUACUUUUACUAAAGUAUAAUUGACUUCACUACCUUUUUCAUCUAUAACGGCUGGUAAUUGACAAUCACAUCAAAGUUGUUUAUUUCUAAGUUUUUUGUCUAUUUAUUUGUUUUACCUACCUACCUAUUUACCUUUUUAAUCCAUUUGUCUUUUUGUUUUUGUUUUGUUUUUUUUACUGAUAUUUUCCUUUGUGUUCGUGUUCAACAUUAUUACUGUUCAACGGUGUUAGUUAUUUUAAAUCCUUUUGAGAAUACACACACAAAAAAACAUUUUUUAAAAUAUUUUGUGUGUUUGUGUGUCAGUAUUUUGUUGUUGUUGUUGUCUUUUGACGGAUAUCUACAAAUUAGCAUUUACGCUACACCCUGCUACUACUCCUCAUACUACUACUGAUAUAAUAGUAGUAGUCAUAAUUGUAAUAAGGAUAAUGAUAAUAAGAAACAGUUAAACAGCGUUUUAUCUCUCGAACUACAGGUGGUGAUCAAUGAUGAUGAUUAGAUACACUAUAUUAAAUUAAAAUAAACACUUGCAAAUACCAUAACAAUUUUAUAGAUUUUUUAAAAAUAUACAUAUUUAUAUUCCUUAUUUCCUUACUUACUUUCUUCUCUUUGUGGUACUCUAUAGGAAGGAUUUGAGUAGUGUUCACUGUUGUUGUCCUUCCAAUAAAGUUUAAUUCAGGUGUAGUGUGUGUGUGAGUGUAUCUGUGUGAACACUUACUGAUCUCUCUCUCUCUCGUUUUUCCCCUUGGUGAGUUGUAUUGUGAAUUGUUUUGUUGAUAAGCAAAUUAUCGAUAAGUAAUCCUUCCUUCCUUCCCUUUUCGUUGAUUUUCGUGUGAUAACACAAUAGUUUUAUCUUUUCACUGUGUGUGUGUGUGGAAGACUUCUUUCUCAUUUUAAUUGUACAAAAUAUCCUCUUUAUUCUUUCUUUCUUUCUUCUGUAAUCACUAACUAGGCUUAUUCUUCUGUAUAUCGACUGUCUCUUGCACACGCAUACACAAUCGCGCGUGCAUAUUAUUCGAUAUAAUUGUUGUUAUCUUGCCCAACCAUCCAUCCAUCAUUAUUACUCACUCUGUAUUGUGCAUAUACUUAUAUACAUAUACAUACAUACACAGUUUCUUUUAUUCUUGUGUCAUAAUUGUAAUUUUAGUGAUUAACAACCAACCUAUUUGUUGUUUGUCUAAGUAUAUAUAUAUAAACAACAUCAACACAGUGAAAUCCUCUUGCCUGACUGACUGAGACUGCCUGCUUGCUUGCCUGCCUGUCUAUAUGUUUGUUAUUCUUUUUGACAAAACAAAGUUUAUUGUUAUUAUUAUUAUUAUUACUAUUAUUAUUACUAACUUAUAUCUGAUGAUGAAAACAUUUUAAGAGUAUUUAAAGUAUACCUGUCAUCAUCAUUAUCGUAAUCAUUAUUAUUAUUAUGUUGAUGACGACAGGUGUCAAGUUGUUGAAUUUCUGUCUGUUUGUAUAUUUAUGUGAUGACCAUGAUGAAAAUGAUUA